Messenger RNA from Paramecium sonneborni, 665 nucleotides. The record is from the annotation of a GenBank genome assembly. Lineage: Eukaryota; Ciliophora; Oligohymenophorea; Peniculida; Parameciidae.
AUGAUUAAUUAGGAUAGAUCAUAGAGUAAUUUUUUAAAAGAGGAUUCUCAUUUACCUGUUGAAACAAUUCUUUAUUAAGGAAAGAAAUAUGUUCCAUUUUUUUUUGGUGGUUAAUAGGGAUAUUACACUGAUUAAUAACCUAUACCUCCAUAUGAUGCAUUUGAUAUGAUUUUAGAAGUUUUGGCAUUAAUCGAAUUAAUAUUGAUGUGGGUAUUCUUUAUACAACUAUAUAAUCAAGUAUAAAGUUAGUAUAAAUUGAUAGCUUGAUUUGGUGAUUCCUGUUUUUUAUAAUGCAUUGGGGGAAUAGACUGUAACAAGUGAUAAGAUUAUAUUGUUAGCAAUUCCUACUCUUGGAACAUUUUUUUUUGUUUUAUUAACUAUAUUAUCAUUAAUAACUAAUAGAUUUUAGUAUGAUUUAUAAGUGACACCAGAGAAUUCAAGAAUUGUAUUUUCAAAUACCAGAAAAUUAAUUCUUGUAUUUAAAGUAAUAACAAUAGGAUUGUACAUUUUGAUAUAAAUCUAGGUUUAUAUUCUUGAGUUUAGGUUCAAUUAGAGUGAUUUAAAAUGAGAUAAAUGGAUAUUUGAUGUCAUAUGUUGUAUUUGUAAUAAUAGUAUAUGGAUUAGCAUAUUACUAUUAUACAAUAGAAAUGGCUAAGAUAAUUUGA